ACUCUGCCUUGCCAGUCCAUGGUUGCAAUGGGUGUACCAGUCUUCAUACUCGCUGGGCUUCUCGUGCACUUGGUGUUUUUGGUCUCCAUUUUUGACAUCUACUUCAGCUCUCCCCUGGUUCAUGGCAUGACUCCUCAACAGACUCCACUGCCCCCUCCAGCAAAACGUCUUGUACUCUUUGUUGCUGAUGGUCUGCGGGCGGAUUCGCUCUAUCAGCUGAACAGCAAUGAAAUGCCCCAAGCACCUUACCUGCGGGGUAUUCUAGAGAAUAAUGGCAGCUGGGGAAUCUCUCACACCCGGGUUCCAACAGAAUCCAGGCCAGGGCACGUUGCACUUAUAGCUGGAUUUUAUGAAGAUGUCAGUGCAGUUGCUAAAGGAUGGAAGGAGAAUCCAGUGGAAUUUGACUCUGUGUUCAAUGAAAGUAAAUAUACUUGGAGCUGGGGAAGCCCAGAUAUUUUGCCAAUGUUUGCAAAAGGUGCUACUGGAGAUCAUGUUUAUACAUUCUGUUACUCACCAGAGAGUGAAGACUUUGGAGCACAAGAUGCAGCCAAGCUAGACACGUGGGUUUUUGAUCAUGUUAAGAGCUUCUUGAAUUCUUCCAGAAGCAAUCAAACAUUGUUCUCUGCACUGAAUGAAGAGAAAGUGGUUCUGUUCCUGCAUUUGCUGGGCAUAGACACAAACGGACAUGCUCACCGGCCAAACUCAAGGGAAUACAAGGAGAAUAUUAAAAAAGUUGAUGAAGGUGUAAAGGAAAUUGCUUCAAUGAUUGACAAUUUCUAUGGAAAUGAUAGGAAAACUGCAUUUAUUUUAACUUCUGACCAUGGAAUGACAGAUUGGGGCUCCCAUGGAGCUGGUCAUCCCUCAGAAACUUUAACACCACUGAUUGUUUGGGGUGCUGGUGUGAAUUAUCCACAGAGAGUCACAUCCCAGUUCUUUGAAGACAAUUUUUUGAAAGAAUGGAAACUAGAGAACUUGAAGAGGCUGGAUGUCAAUCAGGCUGAUAUUGCACCACUGAUGGCUUCCCUUAUUGGUGUGCCCUUCCCCCUGAAUUCAGUGGGAACUCUGCCUGUGGAAUAUCUGAACAAUAGUGCUCAUUUCAAAGCAGAGAGCAUGUUUACCAAUGCUGUUCAAGUUCUUGAGCAAUUUAAGGUUAAGAUGUAUCAGAAAAAGAAAACUACACUGUCAUUUCUGUUCACACCAUUCAAAGCGCUUUCUGAUGCUGAACAGAUCAACUUUUUGAAGAGAAUCAGACUGUUUAUUCAGCAGCAGGAGUACGAUGCAGCGGUAUCUCUGUGCAAAACCCUAAUUAAGCUUGCUUUGGAGGGCUUGUCUUACUACCAUACUUACGAUAGAUUAUUCCUGGGUCUGAGUAUUACAUUGAGUUUUGUGGGCUGGACGACUUACGUGAUUUUGAUGAUUGUCAAGACCCAUACCAAUCUGAUCAAGACUGUCCAGACCAGUAAGAAGAAAUCUACUCUUCUCUUCUACUGUUUUGCCUUUGUUGGAAUGAUGAUAGCUUUUUUCCUGUUGAUUCAAACAUCUCCUUGGACAUACUACAUAUACUGUCUCUUGCCGGUACCAGUAUGGUAUGCAGUUGUGAAAGAACUUCCUGUUAUUCAAGGCCUUGCCACAAAUCUCCUGUCACUUCCUAUCAGUCAGUCUGUAGGAUUCCUCUUUGUGUGUACGCUCGGAAUUGAAAUUCUUGUCUUCAGCUUUUUUUACCGCUCUACACUUAGUAUUGGUCUUGUGGUCUUUGCUGGCUGGCCAGUGAUCACUCAGCUGUGGGUUCAAGCAAAGAGAACAGUAUUGGUCUGGAUUCUUCUUUGUGUGCUCCUGGCAGUAUUUCCCUUAAUGCCUGUUGUAGGAAGAGAACCAAACAUUUCUCUGGUAACAGCAGCUGGUUUACUGACUCUUUUGAUCUCUUGCUUCUCACUGGCCUCUCUUUGUGGAAGUGAAAAUAAGUACAGGAAUAACAAAGAUCUGAAGCUACAUUUUUACCAGAUGUUGAGUAUUGCACUUUCAACAUACGUUGUGAGCAGUACCCAUGAGAGUCUUAAGAACAAACAAGGGUUGCCUUUAUUGAAUCAAAUCAUUAGCUGGAUGACUCUAGUUUCUUCCCUGCUGUUGCCAUUACUGAGUCCCACGUUUCUCUUUCAGCGACUCUUCAGCAUAUCGCUCUCCCUGAUGUCCACCUACCUGCUCCUCAGCACAGGGUAUGAAGCUCUGUUUCCACUGGUGCUGUCUGGUGUGAUGUUUGUGUGGAUAAAUAUGGAGCAAGAAGCACUGCAGCACUAUGGCCUUUCCCUCAAACCAAAGCUUGCUGGUUUCAACUUUGCCUGUGCCACAGAUAUAACUCAGUUUCGACUGCUUCACCUAGAUGAUAUCCGCAGGUCUUUCUUCUUUGUUUUCUUCUUAGUGACAGCCUUUUUUGGCACCGGAAACAUAGCUUCUGUUAAUAGUUUUGAUCCUGCUUCUGUCUAUUGUUUCUUGACUGUGUUCAGUCCCUUCAUGAUGGGAGGCUUGCUUGUGCUGAAGGUUGUAAUCCCAUUUGUUUUGGUAUCCUGUGCUUUCGAAGCUAUCCAAGUCACAACACAGCUGUCUUCAAAGAGCCUUUUCCUCAUUGUUCUUGUGAUUUCAGACAUCAUGGCUUUGCAUUUUUUCUUUCUGGUUAAGGAUUAUGGGAGCUGGCUGGAUAUUGGAACAAGCAUUAGCCAUUAUGUGCUGGUGAUGUCGUUGACCAUAUUUAUGAUGCUGAUGAAUGGACUAGCCCAGCUGCUGACUACCCAGAGACUUGAACUUCCCAGAAGGACUAAGCACCAUCCCAUGUGAUGAUAAAGCAAUAAGUGUGCCUGCUUUGUUUUGCUCCUCAGGCUUCCUCAGAACCAACCUCCACCUCAAGAAUGUAAAUGUAUAAAAACCAGCCAAAAUCCCAUCCAGGGAUCAGAGUGCUCUGCUGAUACAGAUGAAAUGCCGUCCUGUGAACUGAAAUUUGCCCUUGGAGAUUGCCAUUUAGACAUCAACUGGGCUAAAAAAGCCUCAGCUUUAUUCCCUCAGUGGAUGUAUUUCUUGAAAAUAAAAGCAGCGAUGAAAUUAUUUUUGCAAAGAAAGAGGCAGCUCUCUUGUCUGGCGGUGGUGUUACAACUUGUCUGCCAGCUCUUUGUCUCACAUGUGCUCACUCUUGUUAGGACUCUGCAAAGUCCUAGCUUCAUUUCAUGUCUGACAUAAGCAUUUUGCAGACUGAAGCAUAAAUGAAAUCAGUCUGGGCAAAUCACCGAUGAGUCUGAGGUUUUGUGGCACAUGCAUUUGGAUAUUUCUGAAACUAGCUGUGGAAGUGUGUCGAUGUGCCUGUGAGGAGAUGUUCAGACAGGUUAAGACUGGCGUGCUGCGAGGCUAUUGCUGUAAGCCAACAACUUUUAGCUAACCUCACUGUGAACUGCUGCUGCUGACUGUGCUUUCCUGCUGCCUCCAGUGCCUGGGCAGGCUAAGCAAGUAUGCCAGCGCAAGUAAUUAAUCCAAAUGCAAAGGAACCUCAUGAAAGAACUAUAAAAUACUCAAAUUCCCUGGUCCAGCUUGUGCCAGGGCAGGCAGGAAGGUUAUGGCUGAUUGUUUCAGUGGCAGCCCAGAGUUAGAUCAGCAUAAGGAGGUCAUGAAAUUGCAUCUGGAGAUGGUGGUUUGCAUAGAGAGAUGGCACACAGAGACUCGUCUCCUGUAUUUCCUUGUUUUCUUUUCCACUUGUGUUCUGCUCCUGCUUACAAGCAUCAGCCCUAGUAAUGGCCACGCCGUGAAUCAAGUGCUGACACAGUCUCCCGAUUGUACGCUGAUGUCAUGAGUGCAAAGAGCCAGAGUGCUUGGAGGCUUUGCUGUUGUGGAUGCUUCUGAGACCCAGGAAUUGUAAAUCCAGUGGAUGAGGCUUUGAGAUAGACUUGUGAUUUUGCAGCCCUUACACAACAGCAAGCAUCAGCUUCUCUACCACUAGCCCACAGUUAAGUAGUACAAACUACAACACUGGCCUACAGCUCAAUGCUUCACUGUUCCCUGAAGUCAUUUGUUGUGAGAAUUGCACCAAAAUUGUGUCUUUUGAAGCAAAAAAUUUAUCUCCAGCUCAGCAGAAGGCUGGUACAGAGCUAAACCUCUUGUCUUUGAAACAGCUUUUUUUGUCUACACCAUCACUAGGAAGACCUUUGAAACAGAUUCCUUUGCACAGAGAUGGAAGUGAGUGAAAGAAAAGAUUUUCUGCUCCCUGCCCUGUUGUAUGGUGGCACCACUGAAAAUUGUGCUCUGUGGUAUCCCUGAGUCACACUCCCAACUUGCAGCUACGCCUUCCUAUCUGGGAGCUGAUACAUGUGGUAUGGGAUGCUGGCAGCCAAGGCUAGACAUUUGUCAUGAGGGCUGCUCCAGCCAUCUGGCAUUUGUCUGUUUAGCACUCUGGAAACUACUCAUUCCUCCACAGGAAGUUUGGCUGGGAGAAACCAGUCACAAACCUCCAUCUGCUUGUUGAGUGCUAGAAAAAUACCAGCCGUGGGCCUGCAGUCAUCCAUGCAGCUUUGGAGUGCCUCUUGAGAGUGGCCGAGUGUUGGAGAGGGAGAAAUUUUUCCACUAGGUAGUGGUCCAGUGGCCCUACUGGGUGUAUUGUUAGUACAGAUGGCCUCAUGCGCAGAAGAUUCUCUGACACUUCGCAGCUGGAGCUGAGGGGUGUGCCCCACCCUUACACCAACAUCGGAUGG
Dryobates pubescens (Downy woodpecker) is the source of this 4724-nucleotide messenger RNA. It is a transcript of the gene PIGN, whose product is annotated as phosphatidylinositol glycan anchor biosynthesis class N. Gene Ontology annotation, biological process: GPI anchor biosynthetic process. Lineage: Eukaryota; Metazoa; Chordata; Aves; Piciformes; Picidae. The record is from RefSeq and is a predicted model, not a curated record. Gene Ontology annotation, molecular function: mannose-ethanolamine phosphotransferase activity. The transcript is spliced from 28 exons. Bases 19 to 2829 code for a protein of 936 amino acids. Gene Ontology annotation, cellular component: endoplasmic reticulum membrane.